AUGACCCGCCAUCGAGUGUCACGCGCGCCCAUCCAGAAUACGGGCAACAUCCAAGGUGCUAACGUCAAGGCAACUGCAGCAAAGGCGACCUAUUCCGUUCUGGAGAAACCUCUGGGAACCGCCAAACAUGUCAGAAUCGUGGGCAUCGGAGGUGGGGCGAGUGGCAUCAACCUGAUACGGACCCUUCGGAAGAACGUGACAAACUACGAGCAUGUCGUCUACGAAAAGAACAGCCGGGUCGGAGGUACUUGGUUCGAGAACCGCUACCCAGGCUGCAGAUGCGAUGUGCCUAGUCACAAUUACCAGUUCUCAUGGCGACCCAACCCGGAGUGGUCCAACUUCUUUUCGCCUGCCGACGAGAUCGAGCAGUACCUGGACCGCAUCAUAGAGGAAGAGCACAUGGAGGACUCGAUCAAGACGCAGCACAAAGUCGUCGGUGCAUGGUGGAACGAGACUCAGGGGCUUUGGGAUAUCAGUGUCAUCAACUUGCAGACUGGCAAGGAGUUCAAAGACCAGGCCAACUUCCUCGUUGACGCCUCCGGCAUUCUGAACAACUGGAAAUGGCCCGACGUUCCGAACCUGAAAAGCUUUCAGGGAGAUCUGAUACAUACUGCACAUUGGCCUAAAGACUUCGACUAUGCUAACAAGACCGUUGCUGUCAUCGGUAAUGGCUCGUCUGGAAUCCAGCUGCUGCCCGCGAUUCAGCCAGGUGUCAAGGAGUUAUAUCACUUCGUUCGAACACCUACAUGGAUCGUCCCUCCCCGUAUCAUGACCAUGAAGGUCAUAGGAGGCCCAGCGAAGCCCAUGCUGAGUCAGAUCGAACUUGACGAAAAGGAGAACUUCACACCGACCCAAAUCGAGAAGUUCAAAAGCGACCCUACUUUUUACCGCAAGUUUGUCAAGGCUAUCGAGCAGGACAUCAACGGGGCUUUCCCUAUCGUUAUCAACGGUAGCCCGAUACAGGCACUCGCAACGAGCAAGGUGGUGGAAUACAUGACCUUCUGCCUCGGUGGGGACGAAAAGCUCUGCGAAGCGUUGAUACCGAAGUUUCCGCUGGGUUGUCGACGGAUGACGCCAGCGCCAGGCUACCUUGAAGCUCUGCGUGCGCCCAAUACCACAGUGAUCACGGAGGGCAUCGCCGCAGUCGUACCCGAGGGCAUACAGCUCGAGUCGGGCGAAAUCGUUAAGCUGGACGCUAUCAUUUGCGCCACGGGUUUCGACACCUCUUUCGCGCCGCGGUUCCCCGUCGUCGGGAGACAUGGCAAUCUCCAGGAAACGAUGCAGACGGAGAUACCCAGGGGCUACAUGUCUUGUGCACUUCCGGGCGUACCCAACUACUUCACCUUCCUCGGCCCCAAUGGCCCAAUCGGCCACGGCAGCGUGUUUACGCUGAGCGAGCACAUCGCCAAGUACAUCACGGGAGUCAUCACCAAGUGCCAGACAGAAGGCAUCAAGGCGAUCGUGCCGACCGACGCCGCCGUCGCCGACUACAGCGCGCACAUCACGACCUUCAUGCCGCGCACCGCGUGGGCGGCGCCCUGCCGCUCGUGGUUCAAGGGCGGCGCCGCCGAGGGCCCCGUCACGGCCCUGCACCCGGGGUCCCGCAUCCACUUCUUCCACAUGCUGGAGCGCUUCCGCGGCGAGGACUGGGAUUACGUCUACGACUCGCCCGCGCGGAACCGGUUCGUGUACCUCGGCAAUGGCUUCUCGACCAAGGAGCUCGACCCCCUGGGCGAUCCGACGUGGUACCUGGACGAGGAGGGCGCGCUGGGACAUUGA
Messenger RNA from Anthostomella pinea, 1779 nucleotides. The record is from the annotation of a GenBank genome assembly. NCBI's taxonomy places the organism in Eukaryota, Fungi, Ascomycota, Sordariomycetes, Xylariales, Xylariaceae.